Ramularia collo-cygni is the source of this 960-nucleotide messenger RNA. RefSeq lists its product as uncharacterized. Lineage: Eukaryota; Fungi; Ascomycota; Dothideomycetes; Mycosphaerellales; Mycosphaerellaceae. The transcript has a single exon. The record is from RefSeq and is a predicted model, not a curated record. Gene Ontology annotation, molecular function: protein binding. Bases 1 to 960 code for a protein of 319 amino acids.
AUGGCCGGCUCCGCUCCGCAGAAGAGGACUCUCUCUUCAAAGGUUCGCACUUUGAGACUCGACUCGUGGAGGACUCGCGCUGACACUAGGCAGUGCAUUACCCGCCGCCAGGAAUCCCAGGCUCACGCUGCUGCACAGGCUGGCGCCGUCGCUGCUGCACAGGUGUUCAACACCGCCGAGUUGCUUGAGAACAUCUUGGUUCGACUACCACUCUGUCAGAUCUUUCAAGUGCAGCGCGUGUGCCACCAAUUCCAAGACUCGGUCAAUACAUCCAUUGAGAUUCAAAAGAAGCUCUUUAUCCGUACCAGUACCUGCACCGAGACUUGGAAGCAUCGCGCAUUACAAUGGACACAUCAUCGAAAGCUCUCCUUCAUCCGCACGACCGAUGCUGCAGAUGUUCUUACCCACUAUGACGUGUGGACGGGACUUACAAACUUUCAGAUCGCGACAGACCGCAACCCGUUGUUCUAUUCUGUGGGAAAUACCUUAACGUACGACUCUGAAGAAGGUUGUGUCUCAAAACUUCAGGCCGGCCCAGAAUUCCGCUUUCUCUCAUCGCAGACGCUCCAAGGCCACCCUGUACCAUCCAAGCUCAUGAAGAUGCAGCUCACGAACCCGCCUACGAUCCGUGUUGAAGUCGACGUACAAUGGCGUCUCAACAAGACUCACCCGAGCAUGCUCGUCCAGUCGCACAAUCUGAACGGUACCACUGUCGGGGCGGUCUUGGAGGCGAUUCGCGACRCAGUCCCGUACAGAACUUUCGGGCGGUACGUAAAAAAACGCAAGAUUCCAACGGCCACGGCUGGACAAAUGGUGAAAUCGCACCCAUCAAACGGGUCUCUGCAAAUCUACACGGUUGUCAUCACUCUUCGAGGCAUGUUGCUGUCGUCCGCAAGGAACCGCCAGGAAUGUCUUCCUCUGCCUGCAGUGGUGGACAAGUCGGACGAUAAGAAGUCAUGA